CACACCGAAUAUCUCUGACAAUUGAGUUGCCGUCUCCUUGAAACUGAGCUCUCGAGGUAACUUUGGCAAUAUAUGGCCAGUAUAACGUGCAUGUUCAUUGCUUCCCAACUUACGUACCAACAAUCGAGUCUUCCACGCGUCGUCUUGGUUAUAGAAUUCUGUUCUAAAUGUAUCUUCCCAACGCUUGAACCACGUGAGAAAAGUAUUUCCACUUUCGGGAUCAUAGAUGAACUCUGGGAUGCUGCUAGCAACUGCAUCACAAGACGUACUUGAAAUAACAUGUGAACUCGAGCUGUGGAUGUUGAGCUGUUAAGUCAGAGUCUCCAACAACCGCAUUUGUGCACCAAGUUGUGCUUGCUGUUGUUGUAGUAUUCGGUUAAGCUGGUCAUCUGAUAUGGGCAUCUUGAAUUUGUUUUCCUUUUUCCCCGUCGCCAU
This is a messenger RNA of Schistosoma bovis, 435 nucleotides long. Lineage: Eukaryota; Metazoa; Platyhelminthes; Trematoda; Strigeidida; Schistosomatidae. The record is from the annotation of a GenBank genome assembly.